AUGGGCAAGAAGUCUAAAUCCCAGUCCAAGGCUGAUACCCAGACCCCUGCUGCCUCUGAAGGACUUCCUUUGAUUGGUAGCAGCUCUCUGGACCCAACUUUGUCUUCCCUCUUUACCCAAAGUGCUGGACCUGUCAAAGCCCCCGCCGUUCAAUAUGUAAAUGUUCCUUCCAAAUCGACCAAAAAGGUAGAGGAAGAGCAACAAGAAGAAGAAGAUGACGAGGAACUUUCAGAGGCUGGUUCAGAUGAAUUGAUGGAUGAUGCUCCUGAAGACAGCGACUCUGAAUCUGCUGAGGAACCCGCCGCCGAGACCCAGAGCCGUAAGCGCAAGCGAGGUGCCGCUGGGGAAGAAGUGGAGGAGACAUACAUGCGUCGCAUUGCUAAGGAAGAAGAAAGGGAAGAUGAGAAGCGGAAGGCUGAGCGUGCUAAGCGCCAAAAGUCGACCGGCGAGGAAGAAGCCGACGCCGACGCCGAUUCGUCUGAAGAGAAGGACUCAGAAGCCGAGGACAGUGACGAGGAAGACGAUGCGCCUGUUCCUGUUCACGAGAGUGUAUCAGGCACCCAAAAAGCUAGCGACGUCGAGAAGUCAAGCCGUACGGUCUUUUUGGGUAAUGUUUCCAACCAGGCCAUCAAAUCUAAGACCGCCAAGAAGACCCUUCUUCGUCACCUAGCCUCUUUCUGCUCCGCUCUGCCUGAAUCGACUGGCCCACACAAGGUUGAGUCGAUUCGAUUCCGUUCUGUUGCCUUUGCUAGCGGUGGUGGAAUCCCUAAGCGUGCCUCUUUUGCUCGUCGUGAGAUUCUGGAUGAGACUACUGCUAGUACCAACGCCUACGCCGUCUACUCUACUGUCCAGGCUGCUCGCAAGGCCCCAGCGGCCCUGAAUGGAACCAUCGUUCUGGACCGUCACCUUCGUGUUGACAGCGUUGCUCACCCUGCUGCUAUUGACAACAAGCGCUGUAUCUUUGUCGGUAACCUGGACUUUGUUGACCAAGAAGGCCAAACGGAGGAUGAGAAUGGAAAGAAGAAGAAGGUCAGAGCCGCUGCUGAUGUUGAGGAGGGCCUCUGGCGCACUUUCAAUGAGCAUACCGGAGAUACCAAGGACAAGAAGUCUGUCAAGAAGAACGUUGAGUUUGUUCGUGUGAUCCGUGACCAGUCUACCCGCGUUGGCAAGGGAUUUGCUUACGUCCAAUUCUAUGACGGCAAUGGCGUUGAGCAGGCUUUGCUGCUCAAUGAGAAGAAGUUUCCGCCCAUGUUGCCCCGCAAGUUGCGUGUCACUCGUGCUAGAAAGAUCGCUAAGAAGCAGGAGAGUGGUGGAAGGGAUUCAAAAUUGGCUGAAGCCCAGAAGACACUGCAAGGUCGUGCUGGUAAGCUUCUUGGUCGGGCCGGUGCCCAUAAGGUCAAGGAGGAUGCCAAGAAUACCAUUGCUGGAAACUCGCUUGUGUUUGAGGGUCACCGUGCUACUGAGAAGGAUAACUCAGGUCUAAGGAAGCAGAAGAGCCGUGGCUCCAAGGGCAGCAAGGCUAAGAAAAAUGCCCGUAGCGUCAAGCGAGCGGCUGCAUACAAGGCUGCUGGUGGACAAAGGCCGUGA
Molecule: messenger RNA, 1587 nt
Organism: Penicillium malachiteum
Lineage: Eukaryota; Fungi; Ascomycota; Eurotiomycetes; Eurotiales; Aspergillaceae
Gene: nop12
Product: rRNA-processing protein NOP12
Exons: 2
Coding region: 1-1587 (528 amino acids)
Molecular function (GO): RNA binding
Source: RefSeq, a predicted model, not a curated record